UGCAGUGCUGAGUAGCCGUCCUGAUGACUCAAGUCAGCUGAGGUCCUACAUCAUUACGUGGUGCAAAGUGCUAACUUGUUUAUUCAAGGCCCUUCUUUGUAGUUCAGCUGAGCGCUUUGUGCUGCCUGAGGACGAAGGUUUCAUUAGUGCACCAGCGUCGAUACAGGCCAUGUCUACAGAAACCCUCCUAACACAUGUAGCCCCUGUGUGGACCACUUCAGGGAAUUUCACCACAUUAUGUCCUAAUGGGACAAAAUGGGUUUGGGAGAUCAUUGGGGAGUGUGCUGACGAUGAAAGGGACAUGGCCAGUAUCUACCUGGGUCUGCUGUCUAUUCUGUGCUUCAUGGUGUCAUCUUGCCCACAAUAUUACAAAUCAUAUAAAACUGGGAACAUGGACAGCGCCCUCUCUAUCUGGUUCCUGCUGUUGUGGUUGGGAGGAGAUUCCUGUAACUUGGUGGGCUCCUACUUAGCAGAUCAACUUCCUCUUCAGACAUAUACUGCAAUUUAUUACGUUACAGCAGACCUGCUGAUGUUGGGCAUGUACACCUACUAUAAGAUAAAGAAUAAAAGACAGGGGACCGUUCUUCAUGUUGUGGGCAUGGCCUGUGUCAUUGGUUUGUCUGGCAGUUUCUUUCAUGUCCCGGCUAUGGGCUCCAAACAGGAAGUGGACGUAUCUGUGGUCAGGAGUCGUGCUUUGCUUUCAGUCUCGGAAAGUGGUUUUGUGCGAGCUUUUACAAACAAAGAAAUAAUUGGUUUCACUAUUGGGUCCCUGUCAUCAGUUCUCUACCUGUGCUCCAGACUCCCUCAAAUUUACACCAAUUUUAAGAGAAAAUCAACUGAGGGCGUGUCUUACUUCCUGUUUGCGCUGGUCAUCCUCGGCAACACUAUGUAUGGGCUCAGUGUUCUGCUGAAAAACCCUGAUGGAGGUCAGGGAGAGAGAAGCUACAUGGUCCACCACCUGCCCUGGCUCAUCGGCAGCCUCGGCACCCUCUUUCUGGAUAUCAUUAUCUCCAUCCAGUUCUUUAUUUACCGUAAAAGUCCAUUGCAGCAAUUGGACAACUUGGAGGAGGCAGCACCAUUACUGAGAGGCUAAGGCCUGGUCUGUCAGUCACUGGUUUGUCAGUGACGUUAUAGUUAGUUUUUACAGUGUUUUUUAUUUAUUUUUUAUAAUGUGUAAAAUGGAUAUUUUUAUACCUCCUAAUUUUUAGAGUUAUAGAAAUGUGUAAUUGCUCUAUUGCUGAUUGGUGCACAGUUAAAAAAGGGACAAUACAACAGACAAGGUUGUAUUCCCAGAUUUCAUCUUGUGCAGAUGAGUUGGCAGUGCACUUGUCUCUGUACUAUUCCUUUACUCCAAGGGUGUCCAAACUAUGGCCUAGGAAACAAAUGCGGCCCUCGGAGUUUUUGAUGGGAUUACAGGCUGGAACUUUUAUUAUAUAUUCAAGUAUUUCUAUCACUGUAACCUACAGUGAUAGAAAUAUCACUGUACAGUGCUGUCAUACACACCUAACACUCACUGUGUUGACCAUUGGUCUGUGGCACUCUUCAGUUAAUGUUUUUAUAUGUGGCCCUUAGUGAAAAAUUUGGACAGCCGAUUUUUAAUCCCUUUGUCAUGGUUAUGUCAGUGGUGACAGUGUACAAUGUGUUACUGUAAAAUAGCACAUGUUCUAUAGCGAAAUACAACACUAUUUAUCUGCAUGUAUUAUUUGUGUCAAGUAUAAUCCAGUAACUGUGUCAACUAGAUGGACACUUUCCUCAUUCCAUCUUUUAGUUGACUCAUUUACAUUUUAUUCCUUUUAAAAAAAAUCUCAUUUUAAAGUAAGUGUUUUUAUACAAAAAAGAUAAUUGUACUUUUUUAUGGUCAGUCGCAUUGCUGAAAUGAAAUUAUUGAAAUCA
Boleophthalmus pectinirostris (great blue-spotted mudskipper) is the source of this 1893-nucleotide messenger RNA. It is a transcript of the gene slc66a1, whose product is annotated as solute carrier family 66 member 1. Lineage: Eukaryota; Metazoa; Chordata; Actinopteri; Gobiiformes; Gobiidae. The transcript is spliced from 9 exons. The record is from RefSeq and is a predicted model, not a curated record. Bases 170 to 1093 code for a protein of 307 amino acids.